Molecule: messenger RNA, 972 nt
Organism: Arachis ipaensis
Lineage: Eukaryota; Viridiplantae; Streptophyta; Magnoliopsida; Fabales; Fabaceae
Source: RefSeq, a predicted model, not a curated record
AUUGACCCAAAGUUGGUAACACAGGGAUUCACUACUUGCCCUGUGUUUCCGCGUAAUGAACCUUAUUCAAUUCUAGGCACCAAAUUUGUGAAUGUGAACCCACCCCACCCAUUAUUAACUAAUGCUUUUCUGUUCUGUUUUCUCUCUCUCCACUCUCCUUCCUUAGCUUCUGCUCAUAACAAACAAACAUAAUGUUUAGCAAGUCGCCAGACCCUCAACAUUUCAGUGACUAUGGCUUUGACCCUCAAAUCAACUAUCUCCAAGUUUUGGAGGAAGCCAUGAAGCACAAGCGUGACACAUCUUCAUCUUCAUCAAGAUCCAUAGACUCCAUACACUUCAAGCUUCAAAAGCCCAUUUCCAAGGAUCAUGACUCAAGGACCAGCAGGCUUCACAAGCCCGCCAAGAAGAAGCGCUGGUGGAAAAAUGCCCUCUUCUUCUUCAAGUUCAGGUGGGCCCACCACUACCAAAACAUCAACAACGUUAAUGAUGUUCACCAGGCCCGAGCCCGGGCCUUCCGGGCCUCAAUGUCAGGCCCGGUGUACUUGACGGAGAGCAGAAGCGGGUCCUCGUCCCCUUACUACCGUACUGCCAGGCGGCCGUCCUCCGGGCCCCUGGCCGGAACCAUGAUGCCGCCGGCGAAGGGUGACGUGGAAACACCUUACCUGAGCCUGAGGGACCUGAACAUGGAGCAGCAACAACUCCAACAGAGGGUUUCCACCUCAGCCAAGCCCAUAUACUUGGUCACGUAAUAAUUAAUAAUAAUAACACACUAAUUAGGUUGUUCUCCUUACAACUUUGAAAUCUCAUGUCUUAAUAGUUAGCUAAUAUUAACGGGUAGGGUUUAGCUCUCUGGAUUCUUGAUGAUGUCUCUUGCAUUUAUGUUAGUUUGGUAUAUUUUGGCUGAAAUAAUUGUGAUAUUUUUACUCACAUUAUUAUUUUGUUUCCUAUAUGCAUUAUUGUCUCAUUUUAGAU